GAACAUGGUGGCGGGACGGAGAAGAGGACCAGGCUUCCUGGCCAGCCGGUGGGGCAGCGAGGGGCGCCCGGGGGGCGACGGGACCGAGUUCCACCUGCCCUUGCCCGCGGAGCCGCCGCCGCUCCGCGCUCGGUCCCCCCUCCGCAGGGCAGGGCAACGUCGCGGCAGCUGCGCCUGCGCGGCCAACGUGGAGCCGAGUGCCCUGGCCGGCACGGUGCGCGGCGAGGUACAAACUUCCCAGCGCAAUGCCCGGCGCCACCCCUCCCCCAAACCCCCACUGGAGCCGCGCCGCGGCGAAGCAGCGCCGCCUCGCCUCUCUCCCAGCGGGUGCGGGAGGCGGUGCCGUCCAGGGAACGGAGCGGGCAGAAAGGAGUCACCGCUUCCUUCAAAAGGGAGGGAAAACGGAGCGGUAACAACCGCCCGCAGCCACCUCGCGGCGCCUCUGCGCCGCCGUACCGCGUGACCCCGUACCCCCGCCCCGCCAGAACGCUGACGGUCUUAAAGCCCUCGUGUGACCGAGUCCUUGUGAGCCGGUGCUGACAGUGUCGCGGACAAGCUUUCACAAGCCGAAGAAUCGGGCAACAAGAGAAUCAUCCCCUGCAGACCUGAGACAUCCCAUAUUUCAGAAGAUUCUAUGCAAACCCUCUACUCAAGAGUGAACAAAAGACUACUCCCACUAGCUGGGCCAAACCAAAAUGACCCAAGCUGUUUUUAAUGAUGAUUCUCCAAAAAGCCCAGACAAUCAGUAAGUGAGCCCUUCUGCAAGAAUAAACAUCAAAUAAAAAUGAAGAUUUUAAACUGGUAAUUUUUGUUGGUGUUUUCUACAGAUGGUCUAUGAGAAACUUUCUACUUCAUCUCCCUCCAGCGAGAUCAUCUUUAACUACAGAAAUCAAUGUGAUGUUAAAAAUAAGCAUGGAGAGGCUAUGCUGUAUGAUGAGCUGAGGAAAAAGAUUGAGACAGUGUAGGGUUUCUCACAUGGAAAAUUAUAAAAUACUGAU
Molecule: messenger RNA, 998 nt
Organism: Corapipo altera (White-ruffed manakin)
Lineage: Eukaryota; Metazoa; Chordata; Aves; Passeriformes; Pipridae
Product: dapper homolog 3-like
Exons: 2
Coding region: 5-463 (152 amino acids)
Source: RefSeq, a predicted model, not a curated record